Sycon ciliatum is the source of this 9360-nucleotide messenger RNA. Its product is annotated as mucin-5AC-like. Lineage: Eukaryota; Metazoa; Porifera; Calcarea; Leucosolenida; Sycettidae. Bases 187 to 8031 code for a protein of 2614 amino acids. The transcript is spliced from 16 exons. The record is from RefSeq and is a predicted model, not a curated record.
GUGAGCGAACAAAAUCAAAGAGUUUGUUUUUGGCGAAGAAUCACCGGCAGCAUCGUGGGUAUGGCGACUCGUACUCGUGCACACGGUAGAACAGUAGAGUUUCUAUUAUUAUGGACUUCUUGAUCGGGCCAGUGAUUAGCAUAGCCGGUCGCAAAGAGCAUUCGGACUGGGACCGCUACACGGGCCAUGGAAGCACUUGGCAAGGACAUUCUGAGAGUGACGCUAUCGGCCGCUAGCAGGGCGACGGGCACGGACACGGAGGAGCAGAUAGGAUCGGGCGUAGCGAGAAGAGACACACCUGAGCGAGCAGGUGGCACUGAUAGCUCGGGAAGCGUUCAGGAAACACCGGUCACCAAUCGACAUACCACAGAGCCCCAGGGAUCAGCACUGAAAGCUGGCGGAGAUAUCUCCGCAUCUCCUAUUCUGGUCACUGCCAAGGAGCGUGAAGUCGAGCAUAAGUCACAGCCAAGCUCUGAUGUGAAGCACGCACAUACAGACCGCAUGGAGCUGAGAGAGUCCACUGCGGCGAGCUCUGGUCUUGAUCCAAGAACUCAUUCUGGUCAUGCAACUUCUAACCAUGUGGACACGAGACAUGGAGAUGCAGCAGCAGCAGCUUCAGCAACAGCAUCGCCAAUGGCAGCGCGGCAUCUGCUACUGGCCGAGAGCAAGAAGCAAAGUCGCGCAGCUGCAAAAUCCCAUGUGGUGUACAUACACCGGCCUAACCAACCAUCUCACUCCAGACACCCUGCCUCCUCCACUUCAAGAAGCAGAUCCUCCACAGUGGCUGCAGCAACGGUUGGAAAGCCAUCUUCAUCUCAACCUGCAGUAGCUGUAUCGUCAGCACAAGUAGAUAUAGCAACAGCCGCUGCGUCCGCUGCAGUCGCUGCAGUAGCGGCUGCUGCACCAAUGCUGCAGGCUGGUCAGCAGCAUCAUCAGCAUCCGCAGCAGAAUCACGGAGCACCCAUGCCAUCGGAGUUACCUGUCAUUCUUGGCCGCCUACAAUUGCUGGAGACCAGCACUCUAACCGCACAGCAACAGUUGCAGCAUGUACAGCAUUUGCUGGAGCAACAAGUUCGACAUGCGUCCGGUGCUAGCGCAUCUCGCCACGGGAAGCAUGAUGUUAUGUCAGCCGGGGCCCGUGGUUCAAGAGUUGGAACGGCUGGUUCAUCACACUCAGCAGCCGGCGGCACUUCUGCUGCCCCCACGGUGAGUGUGACGCAUACUCAUGAUGUCGCCGUGUCGCAUAGCGACUCAUCGUCGAGUAUCGAGUCCACAACGCCGCCGGCUGCAUCACACGACGAUCGACAACGGCGUCGAGAGCAUGCCCGCGUGCACUUCCCACGGUCGGCGAGUUCUACUCCCGACGCGGCGGCACUGCCAGCUCAUGGUGGCCGGAGCGGUGCAGUGGCGCAUGUGGAAGCACCACGCGAUACCCCGCCAACACCGUCACUUCCAAGCCAUCACUUCUCCAGGCACCGGUACACAUCCAAGCAAGCGCCAGCACCACCAAUGGCCGUCGCACAACAAGGGGUUCCCCCUCCUCCGCAGCAGCAGCAGCAGCAGCCACUGGACAUGCGGUCGUCACCACCCGUGCAGCGAGCCCCAACCACCAGUGUUGGCGCGGUGGUCAGUCUCCAGUCACACGAAGCCUACAUUGCCGAGCUGGAGCGUGAGCUGAGGAGAAUCCGUGGCCUGCCCGUCUAUGCUAGGGUUCCCCCAGGUCACAAUGGAAAUGCUAAGGCGAGCAAGGCCGGCGGUCGACAUCACCGUCGCACAUCGCAGCGAGAUGGUGAUGUUGUAGCUCGUCGUGACCAUCAUGAUACACACCCCAGCACAGGCACACAGCAACAACCUGUACAUCAGCCAUCGGCGAGCCCAGCCCAUCAUCAGCAUCAUCAGCAACGUGUCAAGACAGAAGAGGAGCAGUCACAGCCGCAGCACACGCACGUUCAUCGUGACAAUACGGCCGUCAAGGCGUUGUCGUCUCGUCUGGACUCGUGUCUCCAGGAGCUGCAGCAGCUCCAUACCAAUUUCUCUGCGCUGAGAGAUCUGGACUCUGCCGGACCGGCGUCGACUACCACAGCAUCUGCUAUGACGGCGCCUCCACCCAGCAGAUCUCAGCCGACAACAACUCACCCUGUCCCCACAGCGGCACCUUCACACAGCACUGCUCCGAGUACGAGUGCACAACCUACUGCAGCCGCAAGCCAUCGGCCUCCACGUGCCCAUCCGUCCUCUGGUCCUCAUCGAACGGACGGAAGUAGAGAUGUAGUGUGGUCUGCCGGUACAGCGCAACAGUCGACUCCCGUCCAUUCUACCACACAUCAUGCAGGUGGUGUUGGAACCACACAGCGCUCACUGCAGGCUCAAGUGCCGUCAGCACAGGCACAGUCAUCAGCGUUUGCUGCCCAUCAUCCCGCCGCUCUACCCCCGGCUCUGCCCGCGCUGAACCGGAUCACGGAAGAGUUCAUCCGCUCCAUGCAGCAGCAGCAGCAGCCAUCACAGGAUGUGCUACCAGGCGACCACAGCACAAAUAAGUCCACGGCUGAUCGAGUGCUCCGGGAUAUUCAAGAGCGCAGGGCACGGCUGGACCGCGGACACUUGCAGCACGGCGGAAAGGACGGCACUCAAAGUUUCCAACUGCCACCGGACCUUGUGCAGCUGUAUGCGAGAAUCGAUCAGCUAGCUCAAGAGCCAUCAGCUGACAGCUCUGCCCUGGCAGUUCAGCGCGAGAUUGACGACUGUAUUGCCAUGGCAACAAAAGAUCUUCAGGCCAAGCCAGCCAAGCGACCACAGCAGCGACGGCAAGACCGAUCGUUGCACGAGAACGAGGCACUGUCCAGCCAACCAGCACCAGUACAGCAACAGCAGUCACAAUAUCAGCAGCGCUCUACAGCUGCGACUACACGUUCAGCCACGCAGGCCCGUGGCAAGAACACGGGUCGCCAAACAUCAGCUACAGAGAAGCUCAAAUCAGCAGCAGCAGCAGAAAAGGCAGGAGGAAAAAGAACUUCUGGCCCCAUGAAAGGCAAGACCCAGAAUCCGUCAUCACUCCUGCUCAGAGGACAAUCCACAUCACGACAGAAACCCACCACAUCAACCAGCACAAACUCGGCAAGGAAGCCAACCAGAAAGCAGCCAUCGUCCACACAAGCCUCAAUCAGGGAAAGAUCAGAGCAACAACGUGUAGUCGAGUCACACACAGGUGCAACAUCAGCAGCAGCACCAUCGCACCGAGCCAAAUCAACCACCGGGUCGGCAGGCAGGCAGGCCACGGCUACAGCACCGAGUACACAGACGGCUGCGGCUGAGGUUUCGGCGCCGAACCAAGCGUGCGUGCGCGACCCUCGUUUCACCGUGCCGUCCAUAUCCGAGCUAACACGACCCCCGCCACCACCGCCGCUGGAGCACGCUCACACUCGUUUUGAGGGGAUUAUACCGCUGGCCUCGCCCAGGCAGUAUUCCCGCGUCGACACGGAUGCCGCUGCUGCGCUUUCUAGCAGCCUGCCACGCCAAGUCACUGGCAAUAGAGCUACUGACCUAGGAGAUGAAAGAACCCUAGGGCAAGCACCAGCACCAGCACGGCAUGCAGCGGUGCCUCAGCCUCCACGAUCGUCCGCUCAGCCUUCUUUCGCCGGCCAGCAAGACCGGAAUGCUGCGCCGGAUGCAGGUAGAACUAGUGGACGCGCAUCUCGCACUCCGCCCGCGAAUACAGCAGACAUCGGUGGCCAUGUCCAGCGUGAUGCUGCGCAAGCCAGUGGUGAUCUUAGUGACUCAAGCGACAAUACCACACCAUUGCUCAGUACGGGAACAUUGACCGAUUCGUCGGCGGUGUCAUCACUCGGCCAAACAGCACCACGGAACUCAGGGAACGCGGACGAUGAUAUUGCGACCACGUCGGAGGGCGCGGUGACUUCUGGUGGUGACGAUGAUGGUGGUGGUGGUGGUGCGGAUAGUUCGGGAAGUGCUACGCUAAGCGAACAUGACAGUGAUGUAUGCCACGACCAAGCCAAGGCGCCUCGACCUCCGUUGCCGAGGACGACAGCCAGGGCAAACACUGACCGAACACAGACAAUACCGGCCUCGCCACUUCCACUGUCACCUGCUGGACCCGGACGGCGUAGUCAUGGUAACGAUGGUGACUUUGGUGGCGGCUUCGGCAAUGGAGGCCAUGUUGACGACAGCGUGCUGUGUCCGGACGAGGCGAUUGCUAUGAGCGGCAAUGCCACCGAGUCCGAGAGUACGGAUGAUUCGUUCCCAGGUGGUGCAAGACGAUUCUGGUCAGCGACCAGCGGUUGGGUCAAUAGCCCCCGGGUCGGGGAACAGCAGCCUCAUGUCCCGGACCGAUGGCAAGCAGCCGAAAUAGUCCGCCAGGAAGAGCAACGCUCUGCUGUGUCCAGGGAGCGAUAUGUUGCAGCUGUUCGUGGUCUCUUUCUUUCGGCUGAUCAGUCGGAAUUGGUCGGAGAAGACGACGGACAUCAACAAACUGCCGCGGCAGCGGCGGAUGAUGGUGUACACCAGCAUGCCACAAAGCUCCCACGGGUGUCGUUGUUACGCGAACCGCUGCAAGAGCCGCCUCCGUCAUGGACGGUUCCCGGCGUGCUGCUCCCUCCGCUCUCCUCAGCACACUCGCUACACGUCGAUGGCAUGCCCGUCAGCCGGGAUGCCGUGCGCCGGGCCGUCGUGGAGUCGCUAUGUCAACGGGACGCCGAGCGGCGCAGGCUGCGUCUGCACGUCGCGCUGUCCACGCCUCUCCGACAUGUUGUCGAAUCGACCGCCGGAAGCGAGGGCACCCCGUCCAACGCAGCAUCAUCGUCGGACGGCGGCGAGAAUGAAGUGCCUAAAACCUCACCCCCAGUGUUAGUUUCUACCUCGCCGUGCGAUGAUGAUGAUGAUGCUGAGUAUGCGGACGACUUUGAGGAGUUUGACGGCAAAGAUGACGACACCGCGUCCUCUGGGAAAGAUGCCGAUGCACUAGACAUGGCCGCAGAACACACAGUAACAAGUUCUCACACAGCAAGCAGUGAAGUCGAUACUGACGAUGCAGAUCAGCGGGAGCACCCUGAAGACAAAGAUGCCGCCACGGAUGAUGAGCAUGAUUACGGUAAUGAUGAUGUCGUUCGUCGGCAUGAUGACCUCAUCGACGUUCGUCGCACAAGCCCACUGCACCCAGUUCCUCAUACACCCUCAGCAGGCAGCGGGUCUGAGUCGACGGCGAGCGACCGCGAUGAUCGCAUCACCAACACACAUGUAACGCCUGAAGGAGGAGGGAAGGUGGAUGAAUCACCUGCUGUCCAACAAACACCACAACCAGAUAUGAAUGUCAUUGGUGACCACACUGGACACCGCGUAGUCGACAAACAUUCUCCUUCUGUUUCUGCGUCAGCUGGUUCCAGCCAGGAGUCUGAUAUGAACAGUGACAAACUAGUCUUGCUGCGCGCUGUCAUAGCUAAGAAACAGCGCCAACAGCAGCAGCAGCAAGAACAGCGCGACAGGGGCAUGAUGCGGGGCUCCGGCGGCAGUGGAGCGGCUUAUGCUGAUGGAGCAAAGUCGGCAACGUCACCUGGAGGUCUGCCACCAUCACGCCAUUCACCUACAGCCGUUGUUGCCUCGUCUCGACACCAUGCCAGUCACACCGCCAGGACACCAUCCGCAUCGACCACCAACACCAUCACCAGCACUCCAAUAUGUUCGGCAACUCCCGGAUCCACUGCCACAGCUACCAUCACUACAUCAUCCCUGGCCAACACCGCCAGUAGCAGCAGCAGUGGCAGCAUCAGCGCAAGCGAUCUAUCCGCAGUCUCCACACGCUCCGACUUCUCAUCGUUCAAGGAGACGCCGUCGACGAUAUCCGCCAAUGAAAGCUGGUACUCGGCCGGGGAGGUUGUCCCCGCAAUUCGGGCCGAUGAUCCCAAGCAGGGAGGAACUUCCCGGGGACAGCAAAAGCAGCUGGGAGACGCCUCGCCGUUCCUACGUCUGCCCGCGCAAUCUGCUGCGCGCCGUACAGUUGCCAUGACAAUGAGCAGUGCUAGCAGCGAGUGCGAUUCGUCCGCCGUCGAGCACCUCCCGUCGCCAGGGCAGCUGUUGCCACGGCAGCGACGGCGCGAGCAGCAACGCUGGUCGCUGGACGAGGACGACACGAGUGUGAGUGAUGUGGACACGGCAUCGCGACUGUCAGCAGGUGCACUCCCAGGCAUUGCUCGUGGCACGGAUGUGAUUGUUAUGGCAACACAGUAUGGUAACCGUGGUGCUUCAGCCGGCGUAGCUCCUGUUACUGCUAGUAAUGUAACUGCUGCUGCUGCUGCUGCUGCUACUGGUGGUGGUAGUGCAUCUGCUGUUGCUAGCAGAGGUACUACUGCUGGUGCUGCUGCUAUUGCUGGCAGUGCAACUGCUGGUGCUGCUGCUGCAUCUACUGGAGUUGCUACAGAAACACAGCAGUGUGUGGACGAUGUGGGGAAGGAGGCUCGGCGUGACAGUGAUAGUGCUGCUGCUGCUGCGGACAGUGACACUGCCAAUACCGUUAGUCUGAGCCUGGGAGAAGUGCACCCUGGCGUGAAGUCGGCAGUUCACAACCUCACUCUACCAGAUCACGGCACCCCCAUGCCGACAACAACAACAACAACAACAGCAGCACUGAAGUCAAUACCAUCGCAGCCGCUGGCAGAUGGCAUGGCCACUGGCAUGCAACGCGGCACACGCGGUGAUAACGACGAUGAAGAUGACACUCUAGCAACAGCCCGGCGGCUUGGCACCGCUGCAUGGGUUACGACUGCACAACGUGGAGACACGCAGCGCACCGCCGUAGCUGUAAGCACACAGCUGGACUCCGCAGAGGGACUCGGCAAUCCGCUUCGCAAGCCAGGCGAUAUCACCACCAAACCGAAGCAGUCAGUAACCUUCAGUCGUGCUGGCCGCGCUGAUCUGAAUGUGGCCAGCGGUGCCGCAGCAACAGCAGCAACAGCAGCAGCAACAUCAGUAGCAAGUCCGCAGCACCGGCAUCCCACGGCCGUUACAGAUAAGACUGGAAAUCGGCCAAGUCCCGGCGAAGUACUGACAGUCAGCACACACACCUCCAUGACGGACAGUGAUCCGUCCACUGUAUACGUUAGUAGUAAGCAGCACGCAUCUGUGGUGUACGAUUCCGAAUCCUCCUCACAUCUCUCUGGUGUGUAUCCGCUGAGCAAACCUGCACAUGCGGCGUCCCAGAAAGGUGAUCAACAUCACAAACAACAGCACAUGCAGCAACCUGAGAAACGUUACGAUCUUGAUAAUCUCCAUCGUCACCAUGCUGCCAACGAGCACGAACUGCACCUGGGUCGGCAUGACAACGGCGGCGGUGGUGGCCAGAGCCCCGGUGAGAUCUUCGCCGCGUUCCCACACACGGACAGCGGCGAUUCGUUGAGCACCCUGCCACUGCAAGCGGCGCACGUCAACAGCUCGGAGUGGAAACAGCACGCUAGCACUGGUGGCACAGACGAAGAGUUUAGCGCGCUGGACGGCGUGUCAGAGGCAAUCUCGUCGUCGCAGUCGGCGUCGUCCGCUUCUCACCUGGCAACUCCCGAGCUGGUCAGCCCCACGCCGAUCCUGUAUCAGGGCAGUGCGACUGGACGGGCAGCUGCGAAACCGCUACAUAUUGCGAACUCUCCGUCAGUGCCAGAACAGACAACAGUAGCAACAGCAAUAACAGCAGCUGGGAGAGCAUCAGCACUAACAGCUACAACAACAACAGCAGCAGCAGCUACAGCAGCAGCAGCUACAGCAGCAGCAACAACAAGAGCAACACCAGCAGCAGGAACAGCAGCAGCAGCAGUAGAUAUAUCACCAACAUUACCGAGAGCCAAAGUGCCGGCAUCGACAGGAACCACAGUACCAGCAGCAGCAGCAGCCGCAGGCAUAGCGGUCAAAGCAGGAGGUACAGCAGCACUUGGCAACGACGACACGAUGGAUGACUUUCCAGACUUGACCGGCGUUGCACGGCUGCAGAGUGACAGCGACGACAACAACAACAACAAUGAUGAUGUGUCACUCUAAGUGGGACGGGCUAGUACUGUAAUAGGGGACUGGGACACAUGCUGCGCACAGGUGAGGUGCGGGGAGGGGGGGGGGGGCAGUGUACCCGAUUACUGGGGCACGUUUAGUACCCCCCCCCCUGAGUCAGGCCGCCCUUGAUAAUGAUACCCUGAUGCUUCGCGGCCGGGCCACUAUGUGUAAGUGCAUGCAUCAACCAUGCAGCACUCCGGCCGGCUGUGGCGCAGCUCUAGCAAGUGGCCGGUGGUCUGAUUCCAUAAUGGUCCUGCACUGCAUAAUGGCCCUGUACUGCAUAAUUAAUGGCCCUGCACUGCAUAAUGGCCCUGCGCUGCAUUAAAACACAAACUGCUGUUUCCAGUGCGGCCAGCAAAGUAGCGGCUGGUACUUGUACUGCACCUACUUAGCGGCUAGCGCCCAGCUGUGCAUUGGACCACGUACAGUGAAUAGACUUCGCUAUGUGCUUCCAUGGCAACGAGAGGCCGUGUGCUUUCAUGGCAGUGAAAGCCAGCGUGAGUUCGUUCGGAUCAGAUGGCUUACUACAGUAUGCUGGAGUUUGCAACAGUGAAGUGAAGACUGAUGCCGUCACUCACUCUGUGUCGGAAUAGUUACUACCGGUAGUAGUAGUGGCUGGCUGUGAGGAUGUACUUGGUUUAGAUGCAGUACAUGCACGCACGCAUACAGUAGAUCUGUGCGAAGUGAUGUUGCUUUUCACCAGGGAGUAGUACAAUACAGUAUUGUACUACUCCCUGCUUUUCACGGAGUGUGAUCGUGCUGUACAAUACACAUGUGUACCCACUGGUGGUGGUGUACUCGGUAGAGUACGCUGUCUUGAUCUGACCUAUUUCCGGUUCUUCACCUAUGUUUCUUGCUCUACCGCGGGGACAGCUUUCAGAGUUCUAUUUUGCCCGUAGUCAUAAUUAUCCGAUGGUAUUUCUAGUACCCCCCCCCCCCCAUACUAGUACCCCCCAUACUAGUACCCCCCCCCCAUUCUAGUACAGUACUAGUAUUAGAUAAACCUUGUCAACCCAACAACAUGACUUUUAACAUGUACAGUGCUGCUUGCAACUAACUUCCAGGACAUCUCGCACUAACGGCGGCUGGUUGAUCGGUGCAGCAGCCAGCUGCAUGCUUGGCUUGGUCUGGCGUUCUUUUUACUCACAUCCCUCGGUAUCAGUAGACAUCCUCUACCUGGCAUGUCUGUCUCAGCUUUCCACUGCUUUUUUUUUUAUUGGUCGAUCGGCGAGGAGACAUUGUUGCGAUAUUGAAAUUAUCAUUGGUCAUUGACAGAAAACUUUAUCCCUACGAUGGCCAGUGGCCGAUAAGAGAAGUAUU